UGACGAUGCUCGCGUGAUUGCUAUUUUCGAACUUACAGAUUAAUAUUGAUAUUUUAACGAGCAACAGCUAUAAAGCGCGUGAGAAUACAACUGACGAACAACGAACGAAAAAACCAACCCGCGCUUUGCUUGAACUUCCUAGCUAUAGCUUUGCACUUUUGACGGUAAGAGUCAAGUUACCAACCUGUAGAUCUGAUCUAUAACAUUGAUGGUCUAGAUGAACUUCUUGACGGUCAUUCUUCUGGCAUUGACAACUGUCAACCCUCUUGGUGCAUGGGCCAUGCCUGGCUUCGAGGCCACUGCCUCAUGCGUUUGGGAGGGGUGUGGGGGGAUCCCGUGCCCAGGAGCGCCUAUUAUGGGCUCCAGAAGUUGCACCGCAGUCGACGGUUCCCCGGGGAGUCAGUUCUGUUGCAAAUUGUAACGCAAACGAGGGGUUCGGGUAUGUCAGCGACAAAACACUUUAUCAAAACACGUACUGAGCGCAAAAUAGAGGUGCACAUAGUUCUGCUCCCACGUUAAGCUGUGAUAAAGCUUCCCCAAAGCUUCCCGCAGAAUUGUCUACGGUAGAUCCAUCUUAUGUUAGAGUCAGAUACACUGGAUAUGUGCC
Suillus paluster is the source of this 607-nucleotide messenger RNA. RefSeq lists its product as uncharacterized. Lineage: Eukaryota; Fungi; Basidiomycota; Agaricomycetes; Boletales; Suillaceae. Bases 274 to 519 code for a protein of 81 amino acids. The transcript has a single exon. The record is from RefSeq and is a predicted model, not a curated record.